Microdochium trichocladiopsis is the source of this 2739-nucleotide messenger RNA. RefSeq lists its product as uncharacterized. The coding region runs from base 1 to 2739 and encodes 912 amino acids. The transcript has a single exon. The record is from RefSeq and is a predicted model, not a curated record. Lineage: Eukaryota; Fungi; Ascomycota; Sordariomycetes; Xylariales; Microdochiaceae.
AUGCGCUCGUUGGGUCCGGCCAGCCACUGCUCCCUCGACACCAGCUCCGACCUCUCCUUGACGUCCUCCACCUCGCGCGACAGCUCCUCCCGCCCCAGCUUCAGGGCUCACGCCAAACACAAGCCUCCCGCCGCCAGCAUCGCCACCGCGCCGCGCUCUUCCUCCGCGGCCUCAACCACCACCACCAUCACCACCACCAUCACCUCCGCCAGGGCUUCCUCCGCCGCCGCUAGGUACGCCGCCCUCACCGACGCCCACGCACCAAAGCGGCCCCGUGCUCUCAGACCCGCCCUCCACCAGCAACCCCCGAGUGCACGCUCCUCGGUUCGCUCCACGUCCGACUCCCUCCAGCCUCCUGCUGGCCACUCGCCGUCACCAGCUUCCCACUCCUUUGAGCGUGCCAGGAAACGGUCCUCCCUCUCGCCUCAGCCCGGCCCCCGGCGUUCUUCAGCCGUCUCCGCGAGGUCGUCAUCAAACUCGUCUGGCGCCACUUCUUCAGGCAGGUCGGUGUCGGCAACCCUCAGCUCGUCCACAUCCUCCAACUCCACGCUCGCGGCCAAAUCACGGCGAUCCCUCGCUCCCACCAGCACCGCAACCACAAACACCUCCGACAGGCGAGAGCGAAGGAGCAGUGGCAUAUCCACCACGACACCCACCGCCUCUGCCCCUCCCUCGGUGGCCAGGCCUUCUUCGGCUGCAUCGCUCGCUCAUCGAGGAGCCCCAACAGUACGCCUUCACAAUGGUGCUCUGCGCACAUCCGCACCAGUUGGAUUCGUGAAGCAGGCACCCCUGGGCGUGUCCCGCACUCCCAUUAUGCCUACAGACAGACCAGGCCAGGGCUCGGCGCCUGUCAGACCAACAAUGCCGACCCUCAGUGCCUCUGCGAUGCGGCCGUCGAGCAGAGCACCCCUAAUGCCAAAGGUGGCAGCAAAAGGUCACCAAGCCCCUGCCCUGGCACCAAGUGCCAUGACAACGCCGGUUGCAAAGCGUUUCUCUCAUCCAAAGAUCGGUACCACAAACCACCACGAUGUUGAUUCUCCCAGCGCAGACACUCCAGCUCCAUAUCUGGCUGCGCACGUCACCCCACGUUCUGGAACGAGGCAGGUUCGUGUGGACAGUGCUAACAGCACCCCAAACGGAACACCCAAUUUAGACCGGCAAGAUGGUUGGGACCCAUUGCCGGGCAGCACUGCGCAUCUUUCCAAUAUCGAGGCACCCAACUUCAGAAAGUCGACAGACUAUGGCAACGUCAAUAGGAUCGAAAGCCCAACGGCCUCCGACUCGAAGUUCUUCCAUGCAAGCGACGUCAAGACUUCCCUUCCUCGACCAGCAGCUCCGCAUACCAAACAGACUCCUUCGAAGCCACCCACGUUCUUCUAUGCCAACGGCAACACUAUCGGUGAUACCCCUCCUCCGACCACACAAUCCGCGCCGGCACUCGCGCAGCAGACUCAGAAUGAUGUACAGAGCAAAUUCCUCUACGCCAAUGGCGUUCCAGAACUGCGACCAAGCCCACCAGUGUCCCGUGGUUCGAGCUCAGGUGUGUCUGGUUUACAGCCAAAGUCAGGAGGCCGUCCCAGCUCUGGCUUACAAAACAGCCCUCAACUCGGCGGCCACGCAGUGCAACGUCCGCACUCGCCUGUCAAGCUCGCCGGUCAGACUCCGCACCCUCUACCCAAAAUGCAAGCUAUACCUUCGGGCACACCUCCGCGGUCCCACGUCACUUCUCCCCAACCCGCGCCCCCGAAACGUAGUUCGAUGCGGCGUACAAGCUCAGGCACAUCAUCUUGGACUGGUGGCCACUCGAGAACUGGCAGCUUGGUCUCUGUUGAGCAUGUGAUGAACGCCCCGAGAUUCACUUCACCUCAGCUGUCACCCCAUUUUGCGACAGAGCCGGUGUCCCCGCUACAUGCACCAUCUACUCCAGCGCCAUUAACCCUCGCCUCCAUCAUCCAGGCAGCCGAUGAAUUCGACGACGGGGAGCCGUCGGAGGGCAGCUCUACGGGCGACGCUCCAUCCGAAGAUCUCCAGAGCCCGACAAAAUCAGCGCAAACACCUGACCCGAUCAAUGAGUUGGUGGCCAAUGCUCGCCGUGAACGCAAGGUCCAAGAUCUUGAAAUCACCAACGCAUCUUUAGAGGCAAUCAACCGCACCCUGGAGAGACAGCUCAAGAAACAAACGGCAGAAAUCCGUCGUUUCAAGCGCAUGUCCCGCACUGGUCGGCUUUCUAUGGCUUCUGCAGGCCUGUCGAGCCGUGCAAGCUCUGAAUUCCUGAACGGCGAACAAGCCGCGGAUCUCAGUCUGGCCGAUCUCAGUGAAGAAGGCCCAGAGCUCGACGUCGACCUUGCUGAUGACUCGUUUUCCGACUCGGAGUCGACUUCAGAGUCUUUGACUCCAAGCAUCAUAGCCGAAAGGGAUUCACGGCACAGGAAAAGAGACGAAAAACGUCUACGACUAGACCUCACAAAGCAUCAGGAGAUAUUGGUUGACUCGCAGAAGCUAAACCAGAGUAUUCUUCGCUGCAUGAGUUGGACCGAGGAGCUGAUCAAGGAGGGUCAAAAAGCGCUCGACUACCAUGUUCGAGUCAGCGAAGUCAAGAUUGGCGGGCGGAUCCUUGACCCUCUUGAUGAAGAGGAGGAUACAUUCGACAGUGCUGCCCUUGACAGUGGCAACCUUGACCUUGACGCCACUCUAGCGGAACUGGACGACAUUGCUGCCGAUCUUGACCGAACGCUUUGA